UCGGAGGCUGAGUGUCGGAUGACUGGCUCCCAAACCCUACUCCUGUUUAAUAUUCCUCCCCGCUCUCUUCAUGUUGUGCUUGGCUCCGGUGGGAUUGGAGCUCACGUCUUGGAACCGAAGCCAAUUUUCUGUCUUAAUCUCCAAAUGUUGUGACUGGAGGCAGAUCCAGUUCAGUCCGAGUGGAAACUACCAAAGCGCUGCUCUGCUCUUCACAAAGAAGACGGAGAGACGGCUCGCUGGUCGACUGGGAAAGAUGACAUAGAAGUGACCCGACCAAAACAAAAAGGACUUUUAUAUAAACCAUUGCAUUCUUCACACAAGGAAAGGGUGUAUUCAAAUAUUUCCUAUUCCAGCUCUGCCAGAGAACCUUCCUCGCCUUUACCUGGAGAAUACACGAGAUCGCUGGUUAUAAGAGAUGACUGUGGUUCUGUCCAUGAACAGAUUCUGCAGCCCCAUUACCUCUGAGGGUGCUAGUGACAUUGCGGACUACAGGAGUGUGUGGGAGUCCCAGGACAACACAGACAGAUCCUCCACCUCUCUCCAUGCCCAGCACCAGGAGUACAGACUAUGUGACCCUUCUGCAGAGUCACAUAACAGGGGAGUUUCACAUCCCAAAACUGCAUCCAAGAAUACACACUUUAAAAGGAAAUAUGUAGAAGAGGAUUAUCAUCUGCGGCUCAGCAGCUGUAGUCAUAAAAAUGUAUCUGUCUUUGAGGAGAGGGCCCAUGUUCUCUACAUGUCCUUGGAGAAAUUAAAAUUCAUCGAUGAUCCAGAAGUAUUCUUGAGAAGGUCGGUCCUCAUCAACAACUUGAUGAAAAGGAUUCACGGAGAGAUCUUACUGCAGAACAACUGGUGUUUCUCCGCCUGCGCUCUGGGAUCAACGUCGGCACAGGAGUGGUUUGUGCCCCAGGACUGCCCUUACCGCAAACGCCUUCGGAUAGCCAAGGAUGACAGUAGCCUUCAGACAUGUUGUUUUUACCAGGAAUGUGGGGGCCAUUAUCUAAACAUUCCUUUGACUGUUAAUGCAAAUGGAGGGCAUGCCGCAGCUUCUUCGCUAUCCAGCAGUAACCUGUCCUUGCCAGGAUGCUCUCACCACUUGGAUUACAACUCAGCAGAUGUUGCUUCCUACAGGAACAACAUCCAGGGGCCUUCAUGUGGUGGUUUUGUGACUAAUGCACGACUUCCUCAUAAGCUAAACUUGCACGAGGAAGAAACGGCAGAGGAAAAACGAAGCCUUCUCAACUCAGGCUGUGAUGGCGCAACCGCAGGUGGGGCUUUUGAACGCAGAGGUCGCAUUUAUGACUUUUUGGCAGCUGGUUGCAGCGAAAAGUCUAGCAUAAGUGAACCAUGGAAAAAAUCUCUGCGGAAGAAAGAGGUUUCUCCGGGCAACAAACUCUGCUGUAAUAAAGGGAACAAAAUGUGAGCACUGUAAUUUUGGUGAAAUUCUGGUCUAUGACUUUUUUAUGUCACUCAGAAGUGGGGUUUCUGUUACGCAGUGGAAAAAAAAAAAGUUUUUUUGUAGCUUUAUAUGGUGAUGAGAAUCCCAAUGCGCAAGGGAUUUCUGAUAUGAAAAAUAAUGUCAGUGUUUUUUAUUUGUGUUAUAAGAAUUUUUUUCAAAAUCUGUUAAAAACAGGUAACCAGUUAUAUUUUUGGUUUUCGGUACGGCCCAUGUCUUGGGCAUAUGAAAUGAAGAUGGUUUUCUAGUCUGAAUCUGUGCCUCAUUUAAGGGGGUUUCCACUUUACACUGCAGGGCUCAUGAGGCCUAUGCCAUUGUUUACAUUUUUUUGUGGACUUCUUGUGGCCAUAGCUCACCUGAAAAAGGCGAGCAAUGCUUCCAAUUUCAACCAUCCCUUGCAAUAACCUGGUCAUUUCCAACUUAGUA
Nanorana parkeri is the source of this 1882-nucleotide messenger RNA. RefSeq names its product SERTA domain containing 4 (gene SERTAD4). The record is from RefSeq and is a predicted model, not a curated record. The transcript has 4 exons. Lineage: Eukaryota; Metazoa; Chordata; Amphibia; Anura; Dicroglossidae. The coding region runs from base 416 to 1423 and encodes 335 amino acids. Gene Ontology annotation, cellular component: nucleus.